ACUCGGCCUGCGCUGCCCUGGUUUGACCCCGGCGGUAGCAGCGAUAACUAUAGAUGUUUCCGAGUGCCGAAUCUAUAGAUCAGGAAAGCUGCUUUAAAGGCAGCUGGAAUCGUUAACGGUCUGGGGGAGAAACUGAGGCACGGAGCGAGGUGGCGAAGGCAGCACAGCUCUCUGCGCCCCGGGCCAGGGCUUUCUCCCUCGCUGGGUGCACAGUAAACAAGUCUGUUUUGGACGCAGCUGCCUCGGAGACCGUGGAGCGAAUCCAGCUGAGGUUUAGCACUGAGCAGUCGGAGUGACCUGUCUGUGACACCGGUGGGAACCCAGCUGCAGAGCACCAGGUCUGAGCACCAGCUGGGUCUGUGGGACACGCAGCUCUGUCUCGGCCGCCCCGGUGCAGCGUAGUGCAACCCCUCCCCGCCGCGGUGAUGCCGAUCCUCAAGCAACUCGUCUCCAACUCUGCCCACUCCAAGCGUCGCUCACGGGCUGACCUGACGGCUGAGAUGAUCAGCGCGCCGCUGGGGGAUUUCCGCCACACCAUGCACGUGGGGCGGGCAGGGGAUGCCUUUGGGGACACCUCCUUCCUCACCAGCAAGGCAGGGGAACCGGGGCCAGAGCUGGGUGAGGAGCCGGGAGCCUCCAAACCCAGCCUGCUCUCCCGCCGCUUCCGCAGCAGCAAGCGCUCGCAGUCGGUGACACGAGGUGACCGGCGGGACAUGCUCGGUUCGCUGCGGGACUCGGCACUCUUCGUGAAGAAUGCCGUCUCCCUGCCCCAGCUCAACGAGAAGGAGGUGGACAGGAGCGCGGGGCAGCUGCCCAAGAGCCUCUCCUCCAGCCCCGUCAAGAAGCUGCCGGAGGAGGUGAGCCCCGAAGAGCAGCAGCGCCCCAACGGAGCAGCUGCUGGGCCGCUGAGCCCCAGCUUGGAUGAGCGCGACUUCGGGGACAUCACGGAUCUGCCCGUCAUGGUGGCCAAGAGCGGGGCAGGCAUGAAGCAUGCUGAGUCCAUCAUGUCCUUCCACAUCGACCUGGGCCCCUCCAUGCUCGGGGAUGUCCUGAGCAUCAUGGAUAAGGAGCAGUGGGAGCAGGAUGAAGACCCCGAGGCAGAGGAGAGCUGUGAGGAGGAGGCGGAUGCCACCCUCCCUGGCUCCCCGGCAGUGGCAGCAGCCCUGCCAAGCCAGAGCCCAUCCCGCGGUGCUGGUGGCCGCUGUCCCAGGGACAGUAGUUCAGUGUCCAGCUGCACCUCGGGGCCAGAGGAGCACAGCCUUGUCCCCGGGCCACCGAGCCAGCGGGGGGGGGGGCCCAAAACGCCCUGACAAGGAGUUCUCGUUUGCCGAUGAAGAUGAUGACGAGAUCAGAGUAUAAAAGGCGAGCGGCUGAGCCAAGGGGUCUGGUUCUCAUUUGUGGUUUCUUGGACAUGGAGCCGAAUACCCCAGUGCUACAACGGGUGGCACCAGGGAAGACUCAACUCCUCACUCGUUCCCUCUCCCCAUCCGAAGGUGGACGUGCCGUGGCAGGACAGCGCUCUGCUCCCGGGGCUGGGGGCAGCCCCAACGCCUUUCGGCCCCUGGAGAGCUCCAGCACGUCCCAGGAGGGGAAAGCAGACUCUAUUUUGGUUCUUUCUGUUGGACUUUGGAUAUUAGCUCUUCCCACCCACCCAUGUAAAGCAAUAUAGGAUCAAACAAGACGAGGCUUCAAAGUUUUAGCCCCUUUAGUAAUAUAUUUUUUUCCCCACCGUCUGGUUUUUAUUGCUCUCUGAUUUGUACUUAACUUUCUUUACUCUUGCUUUUGGUUUUAAUGGAGGGGAGUUUCCCAUGAGGAAGGACUUGGCUCUAGAGCUCAGAGGGGGCUUGGGGCUGUGGGCAGCUCCAGCUCCCCACAUUUCUUGGGGACUUUCUGCAGACCAAGCGCCUCCAGCCCCAUGCUGUGCUGGGCACUCGCUCCUCAUCCCUCGGAUGGAUGGAUGGAGCUAUCCCAGAUGCUUGAUCCAGCAUCCUGGGGUCACAGGGAUGGCCCCUGGCCAGCUCCCAGGGAUGCUGGUGGGAGCGUGGGUCUGUUCCCAGUGGGAGGAACACCUGGAACUCCCUGUGAGCCAGGGUGAGCCCUGGCAUCCUGCGUGCCAGGCGGCUGCUGUUGUGGGGCCGGUCUGGCCAUGCAGUGCUGAGGCUGGCCUGGUGCAGGCGGGUGGAAGAGGAGGGUUUUAUACCAUGUAUGUACAAAUGCAAAGAAUAAAAGGAAACGGUAGUGACA
Messenger RNA from Falco peregrinus (peregrine falcon), 2244 nucleotides. It is a transcript of the gene CDC42EP4, whose product is annotated as CDC42 effector protein 4. The transcript is spliced from 2 exons. The coding region runs from base 426 to 1310 and encodes 294 amino acids. The record is from RefSeq and is a predicted model, not a curated record. NCBI's taxonomy places the organism in Eukaryota, Metazoa, Chordata, Aves, Falconiformes, Falconidae.